GGGAAAAAAGCUUAUAAACUAACAGCCCUGAUGGAGGAGAGCGCGUUCUACUGUGUCUCAAAUCUCCAGGCACUACCUUGCAACCUGGAGGGGUCGAACGCGUCAGUUUGUGUUAUGCUACUAUCUUCGUUCGGCCAAAGCUGAGUAUUACAUUUGUUUUGUCACCACAUCUGUGCUUCAGCCAUUUCCUAUGGAUUCUUUGAAGCUUGAGAAAGAGGAGUUCGUAAGCAACUUGACCGGGUCCUCUAUGCUGGAAAUAGCGGUUCUUACCGUGGCAAUUCCUUUGUUGGUCGUUUUUCGUCACGCAACCAUCUCCAAUUCCAUGGCUGGUGGCUCGCUAAAGAAAAACGAUGAUGCAGUGGCUGAGUCUAGAAAUAUGAAAACAUACUUAACCACCCUGUGUUUGGAUUAUCUUGCCAUUGUUCUUCCUGUUGUCUCGUUUGUCACUGUAUUGGCAGAUUGGACCUAUAUUGGGUCAUUUUUGAUCGUAAUCUUCACAUUAAUUUCUGUUGCUUCUAAAAGAUACAAAUUUGGUGGUUCUUCUCUUUCUUUUCAAGGAGAUUCCAAUUCUCUUCGUGCAUACAUUUCAUCAUAUAGGUUUAUUGUGAUGAUUAUGACAUGUGAGUGUAUUUUGGCUGUUGACUUCAGAAUAUUUCCCAGAAGACUUGCAAAGACUGAAACGUAUGGAACUAGUUUGAUGGAUCUUGGAGUUGGAUCAUUUGUGGUGGUAAACUCAUUUGUUUCUCGGCAAGCUCGAAAUAUCAAAACUAUUGGCUGGAAGAAUGCAGUGCAGUCCAGUAUUCCAUUGAUUAUCUUAGGAUUUAUUCGUUUUGUUACAACGGCUGGUGUCAACUAUCAGUUACAUGUGAGUGAAUAUGGUGUGCAUUGGAAUUUUUUCUUCACACUUGCUGGUGUUUCAAUCCUUACUUCCAUGGUUAAUAUUCCCCCACAAUAUUCUGGAAUUCUUGGCUCUCUUGUCUUAGUAGUGUACCAGCUCUGUUUGUUGCUUGGGUUAAAUAACUACCUGCUUUCUAAUGAAAGAGGAACUGAUAUUAUCAGCCAAAACAAAGAGGGGCUAUUUAGCUUAUUUGGAUACUGGGGUAUGUACCUUGUUGGUGUUCAUUUGGGAAAUUAUCUUUUCUUUGAAACAUCCUCCUCUGCGUCUAAAAGCAGCAGAUGGGUUAGGAUAAGAGUAUGGAUUCUCUGUCUAUCAUUCGGGUUAUUAAGUGUGCUACUAGACAGAUAUGUUGAAAAAGCCUCUCGGAGAAUGUGCAACCUUCCAUAUGUUGUUAUGGUAUUCGCUAACAACCUACAGAUUUUUUCAAUUCUGAUGCUGGGCGAUCUUGUUCCUGGAAGUAAAAUUUCGUUACUUGAAGAGGCAUUUAAUCGGAACUUACUGCCUACAUUUCUUCUGGCAAAUAUCCUCACCGGACUGGUAAACAUGUCCAUGAAUACCCUCUCUGCGUCAUCUUUUACAGCCACUUGUAUCUUGAUUGUCUAUACUUUUGUUUUAUCAAUUACGGCUGGAAUUGCUGACUUUUAUGGUAUCAAGCUGAAACUCGGUUGAUGCAGCCGCUGGCAACGCUGUAGUUUUUUCUCUUAUUUAUAGUAUCAACCUGAAAGGAAAAUAUUUUGUAAAUCACACAGUGAACCCAUUAGCUUAGGAUUCAUAUGCAUCACGAUCGUCUUUGAUACUGAAACUGAGUGAGAUUUGAAGCUGGGUACAAUUCUAUAUUGCCUCCAUCUGUGGCUAAAAGGAAACUUCUAGAUUUUACCCAGGCUGUAAUUGUUAAGAAUGCAUGUUUGGCGAUAAAUUUACGAAGGUAUUGAUUAUAAUAGAUCUCAAAUAUUAAGGAGAGUCA
Messenger RNA from Prosopis cineraria, 1862 nucleotides. RefSeq lists its product as uncharacterized. The record is from RefSeq and is a predicted model, not a curated record. Gene Ontology annotation, molecular function: glucosaminyl-phosphatidylinositol O-acyltransferase activity. Bases 191 to 1567 code for a protein of 458 amino acids. Gene Ontology annotation, cellular component: membrane; endoplasmic reticulum. NCBI's taxonomy places the organism in Eukaryota, Viridiplantae, Streptophyta, Magnoliopsida, Fabales, Fabaceae. The transcript has 16 exons. Gene Ontology annotation, biological process: GPI anchor biosynthetic process; protein localization to plasma membrane.